This is a messenger RNA of Spodoptera exigua (beet armyworm), 2086 nucleotides long. NCBI's taxonomy places the organism in Eukaryota, Metazoa, Arthropoda, Insecta, Lepidoptera, Noctuidae. The record is from the annotation of a GenBank genome assembly.
CUGACAAUGUUGAUAUUACAGUUUAAGCCACUGAUAAGUCGCCGGCGCAACACUAGUGCCUCACUUCGUAUUUCGCAUUCGAACAUAAGACACGUAUAUACAUAUAUACUAUCGUAUCGACUCGAUAAACAUUUCGGUAGUGGGACAACACUAUUUUGUGAUUGAAACGUCACUUGUGAUUUUUAAUCUGUGCCCGUUUUAUCGUAAUAUUUUUUUUAAUUAUAUUUUUUCCGUUCCGUCGCGUUCACUGUGCUCCCGUUUCGAACGUGUUCGAUUUUGUUUUUUUGUAAUAAAACCUUAUUUUUUUGAAGAUGUUAAAUUGUUGUACUUAUAAAAUACAAUAUUUCUUAUAUUUCGCUAUAAAAUAGUUUGUGGUUGAAGUUUCAAUUAUUAUUAUAAGCCGUUCAGUGAGUUUUUACAGUGUUUCAUCAUUCUCAGCUCCGAUUAUUCAUGUUCGCUCCGUACUUCAAGAUACAACAGAUCACGCCCAAUAGCUAAAUAACUCGCCAACAAGAAUCUCUACAGUAUUAUACCAUACGUUUAGUAAUUUAUUGAGAAUGUAUCUGGUGUUAUUGUUCACCGCGUCCCUGCUCGGCGUGAGCCGCUCCGCCAACGUCAACAAACACAUGAGGCUACUCUCAGACUUAGACAAUAAUAUUGAACAUAAUGUAGCUCAAAACAGCUUACAAUCUGGCGCCCGCCGCUUUCUCACGAUAACGCAGCGUCCCGAAGCUACUUAUACGCAUUCUCACGGCGAAAUGCUUGAACUAACGUGUGACGCGGUCGGAGUACCAGCGCCCUCUAUACACUGGUUUAAAAAUGACGCUCCGGUUUAUGAGUAUGACGUAGAAUCAAAUGAAUUAAUAGACAGCAACCCAAGUUCUCUUGCGCGGGUCAUUUCGACCCUGUUGGUAACGAGGACGACGGGACAUGACGUGUACACGUGCCUCGUGUCUUCUGGCGCCAAAACUGCUAGGGCUACCACUGUUGUUUAUGAAAAAGAUGGCAGCAGUAUACCGUCGGAACGUGCAAAACUUUUACCCCUUGAACCUCGUAUCGUGGUCACUUAUGAAAUGUACGUGGACACGAUUGGGAACAACAUAGUGCUGCCAUGCCGGGUCAAGGGACACCCCAAACCCCACGUCACGUGGCGGGAUAACAAGGGAAUCCCAAUUAGGAAAGAUUCUUCUAGAAUGAGGGUGCUUCGUUCAGGCGAGCUAGUGAUAUCGUCACUGCGCUGGAGCGACAUGGGCGAGUUCACUUGCCAAGCCACCAAUGUAUUCGGCUCACAACUCGCCAAGACUUUCGUUUAUCCAGCUAAAGCCGGAUAGACAAACAGACAAGAGCAUAGCGUCGAGUAUACUUAACUGGAUGUUCCUGGUACUAAAUAAGUUUUUUUAUAUUAGGGCCGCAACACACUGCGCGCGACGAACGCUGCGAUUUUAAUACGAUAUCAAAUGUCAAAGUCAAACUUCAAAAUGUCAAAAUGUCUAAUGUCAAAUGUCAAAAGUCAAAACUUUAAAGUCAAAUGUCAAAAGUCCAAAGUCGAACUACAUACAUGCUAAUAUGAAUUUUGAAAUUAUGUUAGGUUCCUUUUUUAUUAAAUAUUCUUUUCAAUCUACUCAUUUUUCUCUCUUUCCAUUUCACCUAAUAAUGAUAUGGGUAAUAAAAUAUAAAAAAUGUAUUGCCUAAUUAUUGUUUAAAGUGAUUUGUGUCUUAAAAUCUUUGCAGUAAGGAUCAUUUUGCUUAGAGUCGUUUAUCACAUUUUUCUAACUAUAAUAAAUUAUGAAAUAUUAUCGUCUAAAGCAAGUCUUAAGACAAUCCGGCGGCUGGUCCGUCGUGCGAUUAGUCGCAGCGUUUCGUUACCAGUGUGUAACCACCUUAAGAAUCGAGUCUGCCUAUUAUAUUUUUUUAUUAAUUAUAUUAUUUUCGUUUUAUUAAAUUUUGUUAUUUUAAUAAAAUAGAAAAACUUAAACAUAUUGUGGUAAAUCUGAAUAAUAAUGUAGAUAUAUGAAUAAUAAUUUAAUAAUUAUUAAAAUGAAUUUAUUUUUGUCAAUAAUUACAUAAACGUUAUUGGGUACUUGUU